CACACACCCUUCCUUAAUGUUAACGAUUUCUCAACCGCCCACGUUAUAGUUCCUCUCGACACACAAAUACACACAUACAUGCUCUCUGCUCUCUCUGCUUUCUCUCUUCUCACUCUCAACUCUCAAGUCAUCCAUUAAAUGUUGCCAUCAAGUGUAGAUCACCAUAUCAUGCUGCAUAACCAUAUCCCUAUGCCUAUGCCACCAAGCUGGAAACCUACCAUAGAGGUAGCCCCUAACUGCCCCCGCUGCGCUUCAACCAACACCAAAUUCUGUUACUACAACAACUACAGCCUCUCUCAGCCUCGCUACUUCUGUAAGGCCUGCCGCCGAUACUGGACUAAAGGCGGCUCCCUCCGCAAUGUCCCCGUCGGCGGUGGAUGCCGCAAGAACCGCCGUUCCAAGUCCACCAGAAACCAAACGCAACACCGCCUUCAGGGAGAAGACUACUCAUCGUCAUCUGCUGAUGCUCAUCAACCAUCAUCAUCACGUGACAUAGACAUGGCGGUUGUGUUUGCCAACUUCUUGAACCAAGCUCCAAUAAGUGAGGAUCAUGGCGGUUCGUCUUCCUCCAGCGGUGAGACCGAGAACGAUGCAGUAGUUGUGCAGCCGAAGAAGAACAAUGAUUUCGGAGUUCUAUGUGCUGACGUGGAACCUUCUUCGUUUGAACAAGAACUGAGUCUGAUGAGUGGGAUCGAGUUGGAUGGAUUUGAUGAUGUGGUCCAACAUGAUUAUGGUGUUGCUACAUGGCAACCACCACUACCACCACCAUCAAUGAUGCAGAUGCAGGAGAUGGAAUUCUCCAUGGUGCCAUUGAUGAAUGAGCAUCAUGAUGAUGAUGAUGAGUUAUUGAUGAUGCCAUCUUCUAUGAAUUUAGUAAGUGAUGACGCUUCUUGGAACACUAAUAAUUGGAGUUCUUUUGAUCUUUCCACCAUGGAAGUCUUCUCCUCCUCGUCAUCAAUUAAUUAAUUAGAGUCUAUAGAUCUCAUUUUCCGGAUAUAUAUCAUGUAUUCUUCUUCCUAUUAUUUCAUAAGGACAGAGAUUACUUCUAAGUUACUUAUUUUGAUACCAACCAAGAAGGAAAUUAAAGUUCAUGUAACGGACCCAU
Molecule: messenger RNA, 1105 nt
Organism: Arachis duranensis
Lineage: Eukaryota; Viridiplantae; Streptophyta; Magnoliopsida; Fabales; Fabaceae
Product: dof zinc finger protein DOF1.2
Exons: 1
Coding region: 139-966 (275 amino acids)
Biological process (GO): regulation of DNA-templated transcription
Molecular function (GO): DNA binding; DNA-binding transcription factor activity
Source: RefSeq, a predicted model, not a curated record